This is a messenger RNA of Aspergillus terreus NIH2624, 1359 nucleotides long. Its product is annotated as Brix domain-containing protein. Gene Ontology annotation, cellular component: preribosome, large subunit precursor. Gene Ontology annotation, molecular function: rRNA binding. The coding region runs from base 1 to 1359 and encodes 452 amino acids. NCBI's taxonomy places the organism in Eukaryota, Fungi, Ascomycota, Eurotiomycetes, Eurotiales, Aspergillaceae. The transcript has 2 exons. Gene Ontology annotation, biological process: ribosomal large subunit assembly; rRNA processing. The record is from RefSeq and is a predicted model, not a curated record.
AUGGCAAAGGCUCGUACUAAGAAGCGCACUCACGCUCGUCCCCAAAAUGCUACUGCUGCGGCGAAGGGGAGCGCCGCGACCAUGAGCAAAACGCCCAAGUCGAUGGUGAUUCGAGUCGGCGGUUCACAAGUCGGUACCAGCGUCAGCCAGCUGGUGCAGGAUGUGCGGACAAUGAUGGAGCCUGACACUGCUGUGCGAUUGAAGGAACGCAAAUCCAACCGUCUGAGAGAUUACACCGUCAUGGCCGGACCGCUCGGCGUAACACACCUGAUGCUGUUCUCCAAGUCCGCGACCGGAAACACCAACAUGCGUCUGGCGCUGACGCCGCGCGGCCCGACCCUCCACUUCAAGGUCGAAAACUACUCCCUCUGCCGAGACGUCGAGCGGGCGCUGAAGCGGCCCCGCGGCGGCGGCCAGGACCACAAGACUCCGCCGCUGCUGGUGAUGAACAACUUCAACUCACCCAACGCGACCGAGACGUCCAAGGUGCCGAAGCGUCUGGAGAGCCUCACGACGACCGUCUUCCAGUCGCUCUUCCCACCAAUCAAUCCGCAAGCGACGCCGCUGCACUCGAUCCGCCGUGUGAUGCUCCUGAACCGGGAGCUGUCCGGAAAGAAUGGGGAGGACGAAAAGGAGGAGGACUCGUACGUGCUGAACCUGCGCCACUACGCCAUCACGACGCGGAAAACGGGCAUCCCGAAGCGCAUUCGUCGGCUGGACCCCAAGGAGAUCCGCAACAAGGAGAAGGCCAAGUCAGCGGUCCCGAAUUUGGGCAAGCUGGAGGAUGCGGCAGACUAUCUGUUGGACCCCUCCGCCGCUGGGUACACCUCUGCCAGUGAGACGGAACUGGACACCGACGCCGAGGUGGAGGUUGCGGAGAGCACGACGAAAAAGGUGCUGACGAAGCGGGAGCUGCAGCGCAUGAAGUCGGGAGACAAGGAGAAGGCUCAGAAGAAACUGGAUGCGGCUCCGGGGGUGGAGAAGCGUGCCGUGAAGCUGGUGGAGCUAGGACCGCGCAUGAGGCUCCGUCUGAUCAAGGUCGAGGAGGGCCUGUGUGAGGGUCGGAUCAUGUGGCACGAUUAUAUCAAAAAGUCUGAGGCGGAAGUGAAGAAUCUCGAUAAGAGCUGGGAGCAACGGAAGAAGGAGAAGGAGGAGAGAAAGAGACAGCAGAAGGAGAACAUCGAGAAGAAGAAGCAGGCCAAGGUGCAGGCUAAGGCUGAAGGAAAAGAGGUGCCUGAGGACGAUGAUGAUGACGAAGAAGAUGUCGAUAUGGACGAUGAUGACUGGCUCAGCGACGAUUUCGAUGACGAGAACCAAGACGAGGUUGAGGGUGAUGAGGAUGACUCUAUGGAGGAAUAA